GAAAACAAUCAUUGUAUCAACAGGCAUUUUUACAGACGGCUAAGUGCGGGGCUAACAAAAGGACCCAAACAACACACACCGGAAAUUUUGAGAGAAUGAAGUAAACAUUGGCGUUAACGCUUAAAUUAUCUGACUUCCGGCUCUUUCAGACUCCUCAGAGUGGAUAAAAUGAACAACAUGUCCCCUGAGGUUGCACUGCACCGGAUCUCACCUGAGUUGCGGCCCUUGCUGUGCAGCGUUGUGCGGAACGGGCGUGUAGGACUCGACUCCACAAACUGUCUCCGUGUCACAGACCUCAAAACUGGAUGUACAUCUCUGACCCCUGGUCCCUGCUGUGAUCGCUUUAAACUUCACAUCCCCUAUGCUGGAGAAACCCUGAAAUGGGAUAUCAUAUUCAAUGCGCAAUAUCCAGAAUUGCCACCAGAUUUUAUUUUUGGAGAAGAUGCAGAGUUUCUCCCUGAACCCUCAGAACUACCACACUUGGUCCAGUGGGAUGCUGGGAACCCAGAAUGUUUGCUCCAGCUGGUGAAGGAGCUUAUCCAGCAGUACCACCACUACCAGUGCCAGCGUCUGCACGAAAGCUCCAGGCUGCUCUUUGAGUAUGAUAGCCUGCUGGAGGAUCCCAACUACGGCCGCAACAUGGAGAUUUAUGCCGGACACAAGAACAGCUGGACGGGAGAGUUUUCAGCCCGUUUCCUUCUCAAACUCCCUGUGGACUUCAGCAACAUCCCUGUCUAUCUCCUUAAGGACACAGCGCUGGACCCUGGAGAGGACGUGGCCCUUCUCUCAGUGAGCUUUGAGGAUGCUGAGGCUACCCAAGUCUUCCCAAAACUCUACCUUUCCCCCAGCAUUGAACAUGCUCUGGGAGGCUCCUCAGCACUUCAUAUCCCAGCAUUCCCCAGUGGAGGAUGCCUAAUUGACUAUGUCCCUCAAGUGUGCCAGUUACUCACCAACAAGGUGCAGUAUGUCAUCCAAGGCUAUCACAAGAGGAGAGAGUAUAUCGCUGCCUUCCUCAGCCACUUUGGAAUGGGUGUGGUGGAGUACGAUGCUGAGGGAUUCACAAAACUCACUCUUCUACUUAUGUGGAAGGACUUCUGCUUCCUAGUACACGUGGAUCUCCCGCUGUACUUCCCCAGGGACCAGCCCACCCUCACCUUCCAGUCUGUGUACCACUUCACCAACAGCGGUCAGCUCUAUUCUCAGGUGCAGAAGUCAUAUCCCUACAGUCCUCGCUGGGACGGCAAUGAGAUGGCAAAGAGGGCCAAGGCAUACUUCAAGAGCUUCAUCCCUCAGUUCCAAGAGGGAGCCUUUGCCAAUGGGAAACUCUAGUACUCUCUAGCUUAAUGACAUGCCUGGAGAGUUGCCUGUGGGUGUGUGUAUGUGAGUGUGUGUUUGUGCUUUUGUCAUUGUGUACCUCUAUAUGAGUAUGCACAGACUUACAUUUAUGAAAUGCACUGUACUGUAACAGUACAGUGAGAAUGACAGUGUGCUUAUUGCACACAGACUCUGUGAAUUCCACAAUGUCUGACCUUGAAAUGGUUGCCUCUUAGUACGCUCACUCUUUAUUUUAGUUUUGUGGAAUCAGGCUGAAAUCAUGAUUGUUUCUUGCUUGUUGUCAGCUCACAGUAAAGAGCAUUUAUUUUGAAGAGAAACUCCAAACUUUGACAGGAACUUGAUGAAACAACCUGUACAAUCUGUCUGUCCUGACCUAACAAUAACUAGUAUUGUUUAAUUGUGUUGUGCCAAUGAUGAACUGGCUUCAAACAGUCAAACCACAGAGGGUUGGGCUCACAACACUCCAUCCAGAGCUGCCGUGCUAUGAACAGAUAUUUUUUGAUAUGUAAACGAUAUGUAAACUAUUAACUACAUGUUAAUCACAAAGAGCUGUAGGGACAAUGCAAAACACCUUUGUUUACUGUUCGUUUGUCUUUGUCACUCACGUGAUCGUCAAGUUUGGCUCCACUGUCGAUGUUUAAAAUGAUCUACAACUAGUUUUGCCUUUUUAAUAGUUUGUAUGUUCCAUUUGACUGUUUAAAGCCCCGUGAAGUCUUUUACUGACCUGUUGACAGCACUGUAAGUUACUGAAGAAUAUGUUUUGUCAAAAUUUCUAUCCAGUAAAGAAGUCUGUUUCCCCCGA
Siniperca chuatsi (mandarin fish) is the source of this 2137-nucleotide messenger RNA. RefSeq names its product BRISC and BRCA1 A complex member 2 (gene babam2). The record is from RefSeq and is a predicted model, not a curated record. The coding region runs from base 169 to 1329 and encodes 386 amino acids. The transcript has 12 exons. Gene Ontology annotation, cellular component: BRISC complex; BRCA1-A complex. Gene Ontology annotation, biological process: double-strand break repair. Lineage: Eukaryota; Metazoa; Chordata; Actinopteri; Centrarchiformes; Sinipercidae.